GAGACAGAUGAAUAAAUAAGAAGAGUAGAGACAGGACAAGGGGGGAGGAAAAAAACAGGGGGAGAGGAAUCAAAGGAAGGGGAUCAGGAAAAAGUGGGGUGGGGAGGUGAGGAUCUGCGACUUCUCCAGGAUUCUUAUACGCCCUCGACUUUUCUGCUUGACAUAUAGAGAGACCCUGAAUCACAUCACAAAAGCAAUGAAUAGGAUUUAAAGCAAAAUGGAUUCUUGGAUCAUUUCCUAACCAAAGUCUCUAUUUUGGAAUAUCGGCACCAGGAUUGAGUGAGUAAUUCCGGAUUUUCAAGGGUUUCUUCACCUAUAGAAGCCUAAGAGGAUACUGGCGGAUUUACAUUUUUGUGACUCUGUUUUUCUGACCUACAUCUGCCUCCUUUUGAUGUAUGUGGGGAUAUAUGUGUGUGUGUGCAUGGAGGAGAAGUUUUAGCACGAACACACACUGACUGCCCCGCUCCACCCCGCUGGCCCAAAACAAGGAUAAAACACCUGGGGCAAGAGCUGUAAUAAAGACACACAAAUACACACACACGCGCGCACACACACCCUGGAUAACAUGUGGAGCUGAUUUGGAUUAUAGAGCCACACAGACGGAAAAGGUCUGUGGAAAGUCAGGCGUUCUACCAUGCCUGUCCCCCCACCCCUCAACCCCUGCAGACAAAAACACCUGCCCCACUCGCACAGCUACCGUGAACAAAGGGCAGAAGAGUCCACCAUUUCCUCACUUUUCCCUCCAUUCACCCUCUCUUUUCUCCCCCCUCUCCUCAUCUCAUCUUUGCCCUCUUCAUCCCAUCUAGUCCACUGCGCCUGCCCCAGGGCUACGAAAAGAACCCUCCUAGGCUCUGUCCCUUUCCCAGCUUUUCACUGGCUAACUCUAGUCACAUGCUGCCUGCUGCCAUCUCUAAUUGGAGCAGGGGAGACGUGGGGCGUGGUCUCAGCCUGUCCCUUUCACUGCGUGUGUCGAAACCUUUCGGAGUCGCUGAGCACACUCUGUGCCGACAAGGGCCUCCUGUUUGUCCCCCCACACAUUGACCGGCGCACUGUUGAGCUGCGACUGGCUGACAACUUUAUCACAGAAGUAGGUGGGAAUGACUUUGUCAACAUGACAGGCUUGGUUGAUUUGACUCUGUCAAGGAACACGAUCCACUCGAUUCGACCGAUGACCUUUGCUGACUUGGAAAGUUUACGCUCCCUGCACUUAGAUGGUAAUCGCUUGACAAGCGUAGGACCCAGGGACCUCACAGGAUUGGUUAAUCUGCAACAUUUGAUCAUCAACAACAACCAGCUGAUUAAAGUCUCUGUCCAGGCUUUUGAUGAUUUCCUGCUUACACUGGAAGACCUUGACAUGUCCUACAAUAACCUCAGGAGGGUACCAUGGGAGUCCAUCCAGAACAUGGCCAGUCUACAUACUCUGAACUUGGAUCAUAACCUGAUAGACCACAUAGCAGAAGGAGCCUUUGGAGAGCUGUAUAAGCUUGCAAGACUGGAUAUGACCUCCAACAGGCUGCGGACUCUGCCUCCUGAUUCCCUGUUUGCAAGGUCCCAGACUGGUGCAAUAAGUCCUACCCCCUACAAUGCUGUGAUAAGUCUAAAUUUUGGGGGGAACCCACUGCACUGCAACUGUGAGUUGUUAUGGCUACGGCGACUUAUCCGUGGAGACGACAUGGAGACAUGUGCCACACCUGCUCACCUUGCAGGAAGGUAUUUCUGGUCAAUUCCAGAGGAGGAAUUUACAUGUGAACCACCUCUCAUCACCCGUCACACCCACAAGCUGUGGGUCUUGGAAGGACAGCGGGCCACGCUAAAGUGCCGUGCCAUUGGGGAUCCUGAGCCUGUUAUACACUGGGUUUCACCAGAUGACCGCAUCAUUGCAAACUCAUCCCGGACCAGCUCCUUCAGUAAUGGCACCUUGGAUAUCUUAGUAACUGUUGCCCGCGAUGAUGGAGCAUACACGUGUAUCUCAAUAAAUGCAGCAGGUGAAGCCACUGCUACUGUGGACCUUAAAAUAAUCCCCCUGCCUCACCGGGGAGGAGCGGGUGGAAACGCGGGGAAUAACAACGUAAAUACCAUGAACCACAGAAAUGUGACCAAUGGGAUUUUACGCACUGAUCCUGGCUCCUCAGAUAUCAGCACAGGGAAAAACGGAGGGAUUAACAAUGGUGCUGGACGUGGAGGAGAGGCGGAACAUGGAAGGCAAGGUGGAGGGGAUGAUGAAGAGGGUGACGCUGGCAGGGCCUCUGAUGGAGAGCGAACUGAUGGUAGAAGCAUGGAGGAUGAGGAAGAGGAGGACGAGGGGGAAGGGAAGAUGGUUGGAGUACAAGGGGUUACGUCAACCUCAGCUCAGGUCCGAUGGGAUUUGGGACGUUUGUCUGCAACUUACGUUGUCUGGAUGUAUCAGAUACAGUACAACUGCACUGCAGAUGACACCCUCAUCUACAGAAUUCUCCCUUCAACCAGUGACCGCUUCCUGUUGAAAAACCUGGUUUCCGGGGUGGACUACAACCUGUGUGUGCUGGCCAUUUUUGAUGACACAAUCACGUCAUUAGCAGCGACAAAAGUUCUGGGCUGUACCACAUUCUCCACCAAGGAUGUUUACCCAGCAUGCCGUUCUCUUCAAGCCCACUUUCUGGGUGGUACACUGACCAUCUUGGUCGGUGGCGUUGUUGUGGUCACCUUACUCGUGUUCACUGUGGUGCUUAUGGUUCGCCACCGUGUUUGCAAUCACGGCGACCACAUAAUAUGUCACAGCAGCAACGCUGAGGUGGGAGGUGGGGCCUGCUGUCAAGGUGGAGGUGUAGGGGGUGGGGACAAAGGGGGAAACAAUAGUGGGUGCUAUCAAUCAAAUGGUUCUGGGGACAUGAUGAUGGUGGUCCUGCCCAAUGGUCUCCCAUCCAAAAGAGGGGAAAAGGACAAGGAAAACAACACGGACAAAGACAAAGAAGCAGCUGAUUCUGCUUCCUCUAUGCCUCCAAAACUCCCUCCUAAGCCAAGGCCCAAGCCUAAAGUCAACCUGGAACAGUUCCUUUCAGCUGGGGGGGUUGUUUCAACAACAACAGGGACAGGAAGUGAGAUGGCAUUAGUGGUGAGGCAAAGGAAGCUGGAGAAAAUGCCAGCAUACACACCUGAAAGUGACAGAGUUCCCCUCUACUACUCCCCUUCCCCUUCAUCAACCCUUCCCCGACAGUCACGCUCCAGAGAUCGCCCGACACCUCGUCUGGAACGAGAACUGACCAAUCGCGCCAGUUUCUCUCUGGCUGCACCGCUGAGAGACUCAGAGCUGUUGGACUGGAGAAUAAUUCCCCGAGGCAGGGACAAAUGGAACUCCUCACAGGCUUAUCAGAGUCCUGUGCCCCACCUAAGUUCUGCCCGUGGAACUGUUAGCAAACGGCGGCACUCGCUUGACAUGGGUUCAUCUGUGGCCCUAGCGACCGAUGCCGCGGCAACUGUUGCCAAGCACUACGGCGCCGUAAGUUACGCCAAGCGGCUGAGCGUGAUAUGGACAAGGCGGAGCCAGUCACUUCAUGGAAUGCUGGUACAGUGCGCGUCAACGGCGAGCGCGACGUCUUCGACAACCAGUGAUGAGGCAGAAGUUGCCGGGGGCCUGGGAGCACGCUGUGACUUCCAGCGGGGAUACAUCCAUGCUUACAACACCACCAACUCCAACUCCAACACUGGGAUCACUACUGGGAAAGCAGGUGGUCCAAAAGACAAAGGGAGGGAGAGAGGAAAGGAUGGAAGGAAUGCUGAGGAACUUGAGGAAAGUGUUGUGUAGCGGAAAGUGAAAACAUUUUUUUUAAGAAAUUCUAAGAGGGAUAAAAGGGUCUAUGAGUGAAGAAUAUGACUGGGAUCAU
Solea solea (common sole) is the source of this 3860-nucleotide messenger RNA. RefSeq names its product leucine-rich repeat and fibronectin type-III domain-containing protein 4-like. Lineage: Eukaryota; Metazoa; Chordata; Actinopteri; Pleuronectiformes; Soleidae. Gene Ontology annotation, molecular function: protein binding. Bases 635 to 3781 code for a protein of 1048 amino acids. The transcript has 7 exons. The record is from RefSeq and is a predicted model, not a curated record.